Solanum stenotomum is the source of this 570-nucleotide messenger RNA. Its product is annotated as ethylene-responsive proteinase inhibitor 1. NCBI's taxonomy places the organism in Eukaryota, Viridiplantae, Streptophyta, Magnoliopsida, Solanales, Solanaceae. The transcript is spliced from 3 exons. The coding region runs from base 99 to 455 and encodes 118 amino acids. Gene Ontology annotation, molecular function: serine-type endopeptidase inhibitor activity. Gene Ontology annotation, biological process: response to wounding. The record is from RefSeq and is a predicted model, not a curated record.
AAAAUAUCUCCUAUAAAUAUCUAUAUAUACCUCUAAAACUAAAUGCAUCUAACAACACAAAUAUAAACUUAGAUUCUUUAAAGAAAUUGCAGAAUUAAAUGGAGGCAAAUAAGUCUAUGGUGAAGUUGGUAGCUUUCUUGAUAAUUUUUGCAUCAUGCUUUCAAUCUCUCACUGCUCAAGAUUUGGAAAUCGAAGUUAGUGAUGGCUUAAAUGUCUUGCAACUACAUGAUGUCUCUCAAUCAUUUUGUCCAGGUGUGACGAAAGAAAGUUGGCCAGAACUUCUAGGGACACCAGCUAAGUUUGCAAAGCAAAUAAUUCAGAAGGAAAAUCCAAAAUUAACAAAUGUUGAAACUCUACUGAAUGGUUCUGCUUUUACAGAAGAUUUGAGAUGCAAUAGAGUUCGUCUUUUUGUUAAUUUACUGGACAUUGUUGUACAAACUCCCAAAGUUGGUUAAACAAAAUUAAUUCAUGUUAUAUAUAUGUAUCUAGCCUCCAGAAAAACAAAUUAGAGAUGUAUGGUUAAUGUUUCCACUAUAAUUGGUGAUUAAUAAAUGUGGCUUUUAAUAUUAA